CCUCUCCUCUCCUCUCCCUUGCAGGGACGGCCGGCCGGCGAGCUCUCCACCCAAUUCCCUUGCAGGACGGGCGUCUUCUCCCGCCGAUCUCCCGCGAGCAGGGGCGCCAUCGUCCGCAAUGCCCCACGUUAGGUCCUCCCCUGUCGGAGAUCUUCCAGGAUGGCCAUUGUUUUCGCCUCCUAAGCUGCAGUUGCAAAAGUGUACCAAGUGUUCCAGGGAAUUUUGCUCCUCAAUCACCUAUAGGCGCCAUACUCGUGUUCACCGCCGAACUCUCCAAAUUGAAAAGGAUUUCCUGAAGAAUAGAGACAAUAUUGCUGCAUUCUGGGAUAAACUUACGUUGGAUCAAGCCAAAACAAUUUUGUCCUUGGCGGAUGUGGAUAUAGAGAGUGUCACCGGUCCUUCUGUUUUAACAGCACUAUCCUCAUGGAUGUGUAAGCCAGGGUAUGCUUCAUUACCGCUCGCAUAUGCCAGAGCUGGCAAUCAACUUCUGGACCUAAUUGAAACAAUGGCUUCACGGCUACCUGUAUCAUCGAAUGAACUAUUUAGCUUGCUCGAUGACGCAAGUGAGAAUACGUUUCUCUGUACUAACCCAACUGCAUGUAUACAAAAGUUUAUAUUUAAUGGAGAGGCUGACAAAGUUGCAACCGAGUUGAAAAAUGCUGUUGCAUGCACUAGUUACAUGCUUGAACAAAAACUGGUCGAAGCAUGGUCUGCUGAUAAGGCUGCUGAAGCAUUGAGAUGCCAGAAGUUGCUUGUGGAGGAAGAGGAAGCUGCUCAGAAAAGGCAAGCUGAACUGAUAGAAAGGAAACGUAUGAAGAAGCUGAGGCAGAAAGAACAGAGACUGAAAGACUUCAAGGAUGAGGAUGUUACAGACCAUUUACCUGGACCUGUGGAUGGCACAACAGAUUCUUGUGGAAUACCAAUUCUUAAGAACACUUCAGAUCCGGGCCAGCUAGAAGAUCCACAGUAUCUUUGUUUGCCAACUCCAGUUGCUUCAGAAGAUAAUAGUAAUUUUGUUGACUUGUCUGUACAAUAUGGCGUUCAUGAUCCAGGCCAUGAAGUGAAUUCAGGUGUUGUUUCAGGUCAACAAGCCUUUUCUAGACAUCGUCCAGGCAGAACAGAAAACCUUGCCCACAAUAACUCUGCCACUGGUUCUGCGAUUGGUUCAAAGCUUCCAGGUUUAGCAAGGCAUUCACACUACAGGGGUCCAAAUGUCGGUACAGCAUCAAAUAGAAACAAAACAUGGGCAUGGAAAGUGCGAACUGAGAUUGAAGAAAACAUCCUAAAAGAUGAGUUGAAUAUAGAUGAUAGGCAAGAGAUUGUUCUGAACAAAAAGUCCCGUGUAUUAAUAGGAUCCAUAAGUGUUGACAUUGAAGAAGGCAGGGAUGAUAUCCAGUGUUCCAAGGAAUACCCAACACCUGUUUCUCAAUUAAGUAUUGACAACCAUCCUGUAAUGAAGGUGAUGCAGCCAGUUAGCCAUGGAGAAGAUGGAAACGGAUACACUGCUCAGAAUGCUCAGAAUGAUGUUGAUGGUAAUAUUACUCCAGAAGCAGAGAAUCAUUCUUCAUCUGGCGUCAUGCUUGAUGGAAGCAGUUGUUCAAGCUGCGUCAACCCAGGGUUGAUGGAGGGUGGAGGCUUACUAGGCGCCAUAUUUUCCAGUAAAGAAGCAGCUGCAUUUCUUUCUCAAAGAUGGAAGGAAGCAAUUACCGCAGACCAUGUGAAGCAUGAAGGUAGCCAAAAAGGAAAAAAAAAAAAAGAAAUCUUCUCCACUAGUCCACUCUCUACUAGUACUAGUACUCGGAGGAGUAGAAUAGAGAAGGCGAAGGAAGGAAGGAAGAUGAUGUCGUGGGUGUCGUUGUGGCGGAGGGGGGCCUCGGGCUUCUCCUGGUCCUCCACCGCCGAGGAGGUCACCGCCGGCCUCUCCGCCGCAGGCCUCACCGCCGUCGUCACCGGCGCCUCCAGCGGCAUCGGCGCCGAGACGGCGCGCGUCCUCGCCCUCCGCGGGGCCCACGUCGUCAUGGCCGUCCGGAACCUGGCCGCCGCGCAGGCCGUGCGCGACGCCAUCCUCGCCGACGCGCCCGCCGCCACCACCCUGGACCUCAUGGAGCUCGACCUCUCCUCCAUGGACUCCGUCCGCGCCUUCGCCUCCGACUUCGCCGCCAAGGGUCUCCCCCUCAACAUCCUCAUCAAUAAUGCUGGGGUGAUGGCAACUCCUUUCUCUCUCUCAAAGGAUGGUAUUGAGUUGCAAUUUGCAACGAACCAUGUUGGUCACUUUCUUUUGACACAUCUUCUCUUGGAGAAAAUGAAAAAGACUUCUCGUGAAUCAAAUGUGGAAGGAAGAAUUGUUAACGUUUCAUCCGAGGGGCACAGGUUCGCAUAUCGGGAAGGCAUCCGUUUUGCCAAGAUAAAUGAUGAGUCAGAGUACAACACCAUUGGAGCAUAUGGGCAGUCCAAGCUUGCAAACAUUUUGCAUGCCAAUGAACUUACUAGGAGAUUUAAGGAUGAGGGUGUUAACAUCACUGCAAAUUCUCUUCACCCUGGUUCAAUCAUCACGAACCUUCUUCGUCACCACAGUAUCCUAGAUGUUCUUCAUCGGACACUUGGCAAAUUGGUGCUUAAAAAUGCUCAGCAGGGGGCGGCCACCACAUGCUAUGCCGCGCUGCAUCCACAGGUGAAGGGCGUGUCCGGCAAGUACUUUUGCGACAGUAAUGUUUACGAGGCGAGUGAGAAAGGGAAGGACAUGGAGCUGGCCAAGAGGCUGUGGGAAUACAGCAUCGAGCUCAUCACCUGAUUCAUGAUGUCUGCAGUUGGCCAUUGAGGUUUCGUAGAUGGCAUAUGGCUUGGAUUGUGCGUGCGUGAAACAAGAAGAUAGCAUCAUCAUCAUCAUCAUCACCAUCACCAUCACCAUAAUCAUAAUAAGUAGUACUAGUGGAGUAAUAUACUACUACUAGUAUAUAUAUGCUGCCUGUUGUUUCCUUGAAAAUACUAAGUAAAUGUGAUAUGCCUGUUAUGCAUAUAUAUGAUAUAUGCAAUUGUUC
This is a messenger RNA of Oryza brachyantha (malo sina), 3038 nucleotides long. RefSeq lists its product as uncharacterized. The transcript is spliced from 16 exons. Bases 119 to 2791 code for a protein of 890 amino acids. The record is from RefSeq and is a predicted model, not a curated record. Lineage: Eukaryota; Viridiplantae; Streptophyta; Magnoliopsida; Poales; Poaceae.